Molecule: messenger RNA, 3384 nt
Organism: Fraxinus pennsylvanica
Lineage: Eukaryota; Viridiplantae; Streptophyta; Magnoliopsida; Lamiales; Oleaceae
Source: the annotation of a GenBank genome assembly
AUGGAAGACGAACCAGAACAUUCAGAAAGAAUUACUCGCCGUUCGAGAAGGACUAGGACUCAGGUUAGGGUUACUGGCACAAACGUAAUUGAAGAUGAAUUGGAGGAGGAGAGGGAAGAUGUUUCGGAUGACUUCGAAGAGCCUCGCCGGAGAGCCAAGCGAAGUAGGGCUGCUGAAGGUGCUUCCACUUCGGCUCACAUAUUGGACCAGAGUUUAAUUGAGGUUAUCAAAGGUGAUGGUAAAGAAAUUCCUGACGUGGUUAAGCGAUGGGUUGAACGAUAUGAGGGGAACCCAAAAUCUGCAAUGGCCGAACUUUUAACCCUGCUCUUUGAGGCAUGCGGUGCAAAAUAUUGUCUUGAAGAAGAGUACCUGGAUGAAACGGCUGUGGAUGAUGUAGUAGUUACUCUUGUUAAUUUGGCUAGGAGAGGUGAAGUUGAAGAUUAUCAAAAUUCGAAAAGGGAGUUCAAGAAUUUCAAAGAUAACCUUUUAUAUUUUUGGGAUAAUUUAGUUAGUGAGUGUCAAAGUGGACCUCUAUUUGAUCAGAUCUUAUUUGACAAAUGCUUGGACUACAUAAUUGCAUUGUCAUGCACUCCUCCUAGAGUUUAUCGUCUGGUCGCUUCAUUGGUGGGACUCCAGCUCGUUACCUCCUUCAUUAACGUCGCUAAAAUGCUUGGUGCACAACGAGAAACUACUCAAAGACAGCUAAAUGCUGAAAAGAAGAAAAGGGCUGACGGGCCUCGUGUAGAAUCGCUCAAUAAAAGGCUAUCUACAACACACGAGAAGAUAACUGUCACGGAGGAGAUGAUGCGCAAAUUAUUCACCGGGUUAUUUGUACAUCGAUACCGUGACAUUGAUCCUGACAUCCGAAUGUCAUGCAUAGAGUCGUUGGGACUAUGGGUACUGUCAUAUCCCUCACUGUUCUUGCAGGAUUUAUACUUGAAAUAUCUUGGAUGGACGUUGAACGACAAAAUUGCUGGAGUAAGAAAGGCUUCUGUCCUGGCAUUGCAAAAUCUUUAUGAGGUCGAAGAUAAUGUGCCAUCUCUUAACCUUUUCACAGAGAGAUUUUACAAACGGAUGCUUGAGCUUGCUGACGACAUUGACAUUUCUGUGGCAGUUUGUGCUAUAGGACUUGUAAAGCAGCUUCUAAGACAUCAACUUGUGCCUGAUGAAGAGCUAGGUUCUUUAUAUGAUUUACUAAUUGAUGAUCCACCAGAUAUCAGGCAUGCCAUUGGAGCACUAGUCUAUGAUCAUUUGAUUGCACAGAAAUUCAAUGAUUCGCAGUCUCGUUCAACAGGAAAUGACAGUGAUUCUUCGGAGGUUCUUCUCAGUAGAAUGUUGCAAAUACUGAAGGAAUUCUCAGCUGAUCCUAUACUGAGUUUAUAUGUCAUCGACGAUGUCUGGGAUUACAUGGUUGCUAUGAAAGACUGGAAGUGCAUCAUUGGUAUGCUUCUGGAAGAUAACCCAUCCGCAGAGCUUAAUGAUGUAGAUGCAACAAAUUUGAUUAGACUUCUCUCUGCAUCCGUACGAAAGGCAGUGGGGGAAAGGAUUGUUCCUGCUACUGAUAAUAGAAAGCAGCAUUUUACUAAAGCUCAAAAGGAAACCUUUGAAAGCAAUCGGCGCGAUAUUACUAAUGCCAUGAUGAAGAAUUAUCCUCAGCUUCUACACAAAUUUAUGGCUGACAAAGAAAAAGUAUCACCCCUGGUUGAAGUCAUUGUUCAUAUAAAUCUUGAGCUUUAUUCACUCAAGAGUAAAGAACAGAAUUUUAAAGCUGUUCUUCAACUUAUGCAAGCCGCCUUCUUUAAGCAUGGAGAGAAGGAUGCUCUACGAUCGUGUGUCAAAGCUGUCAAGUUCUGUGCCACUGAGAGCCGAGGAGAGUUGCAAGAUUUUGCCCGAAAUCAAGUAAAGGAGCUUGAGGAUGAGCUUAUUGCCAAACUAAAAUCUGCAAUAAAAGAUGUUGUGAAUGGUGAUGAUGAAUACUCACUGCUUGUAAAUCUGAAACGAUUGUACGAACUUCAGUUGUUAUGGCAAGUCCCUAUCGGAAGCUUAUAUGGAGAUUUCGGACAUAUUCUUCAACGUUUCAGAAACAUAGAUGAGGAGGUCAUUUCCUUUUUGCUUCUGAACAUGUAUUUGCAUGUUGCCUGGUGCCUGCAUUCUAUAAUAUCCAGUGAAACAGUAUCUGAGUUAUCAAUAUCUUCUCUAAUGUUGGAGAAGCGCACUGUCUUGUUUGAACAACUUGACUACUUUCUAUGCACUCCUCCCAAAGUCGACGGUGGAAGUGGAUAUCAGCUAGCGUGUAGGAUCUGUUCUAUACUUGCUGAACUAUGGUGUUUGUUCAAAAAGAGUAAAUUUGCUUCAACAAAGCUGGAAAUUCUUGGUUAUUGCCCAGACGAGUCUACUGUUCAAAAAUACUGGAAACUGAGUGAGCAGCUACUUAAUGUCUCAGAUGAGAUCGAAGAUGAAGAUGGUAACAAAGAAUAUAUUGAGGAUACUAACAGAGACACUGUCAUACUUGCUGCAACCAAGUUGGUUGCUAACGAUUCAGUUCCUAUGGAGCACCUUGGUCCGGAGAUCAUUUCUCACUUUGGGAAGUAUGGGACCAGCGUGACUGAGAUUAUUAAGCAUCUGAUAACUGCUUUAAAGAAGAAAAAUGAUGACGUUUCAAAUAUUUUUCUAGAAGCACUGAAAAGGUCCCAUCAACGGUAUCUAUUAGUAGUUUCAUCAAGCAAUGACAAAUCAUUGUCAAGCAAGUCUUUUCAGGAAUGUAAAGAUCUUGCCUCUCGGCUCUCUGGGUCAUACGUUGGUGCUGCCAGAAACAAGCAUAAAUCAGAAAUUUUUAACAUAAUCAGAGAAGGCAUCAAUUAUGCCUUUUUUGAUGCUCCAAAGCAGCUUUCUUUCCUGGACAGUGUUGUGCUGCAUUUUGUAUCCAAACUUCCAACACCUGAUAUUCUUGACAUUAUGAGAGGAGUUGAGAAAAGAACUGAGAAUGUGAAGACAGAUCAAGAUCCCAGUGGGUGGCGCCCCUAUCACGCGUUUCUGGAAUCCCUUCGGGAGAAGUAUGCGAAAAAUGAAGGUUUACAAGAUGAGAAAGAAGGGGUGACUGUGAGACGUCGAGGUCGUCCACGCAAGAAGCAGAAUAUACAAGGAAAAAGACUUUUCGAUGAGCAGCCUUCAAGCGAAGAAGAGGAUUCAAUCAGCGGCUCCGAUCAAGAUGCUGAAGAUGAAGACCAAAAACAAAUAGAUGAGGAAGAGGAUGCUCCUUUGAUACAUUCCAUUAGAUCAACAGAACUAGGCUACUUCCAGAACUUCAGGGGCUUCCGGUUAGCCUACUUUGAAGCAGAGGCAGUGGUAUCGGGUCAUCCAUCUCAAAAAAGUCAGCUAGUAUGA